AUGGAAGUCGAAGAGGAAGAAGGAAACACAGUUGAGAGGAUUUUUGUUGCGAUCAGAGUAAGGCCUUUGAGCGAAAGAGAAAAAGCGAGACAAGAUGUGUCGGAAUGGGAAUGCGUUUCUCAUAACAGCCUCAGGUUGAAGAACCAUGGCCAUGCAGAACAGCGAUCACCGGCUGAUGCGUAUAUAUUCGAUAGGGUAUUUGGGGAAAAGUGUCCAACUCAGCAAGUGUAUGAGGAAGGGAUUAAAGACGUUUCCCUUUCAGUAGUUAGGGGUAUCAAUUCUAGCAUUUUUGCAUAUGGGCAAACAAGCAGUGGAAAGACAUAUACCAUGGCAGGAAUUACUGAACUUGCUGUGAGGGAUAUAUAUGAAUACAUAGAAAAGCAUAAAGAAAGAGAGUUUAUUGUGAAGUUCUCUGCCAUGGAAAUAUAUAAUGAAGCUGUGAGAGACCUUCUCAAUUCAAAUGCUACCACACUAAGGCUCCUAGAUGAUCCAGAGAAAGGGACUAUUGUUGAGAAACUUACUGAGGAGACUCUGACAGAGAGAAGUCGGUUGCAGCUACUUAUAUCAAAAUGUGCAGCUGAAAGGACAACGGAAGAGACUGCCAUGAAUGACACAAGCUCCAGAUCUCAUCAAAUUCUUCGACUGACAGUUGAAAGCAGUCCAGGUGAUUUUGUAGGCACUGCAAGAUCUGGCGCACUUUUUGCCAGUGUGAAUUUUGUGGAUCUAGCAGGAAGUGAGCGUGCUUCUCAAGCAUUAUCAGCAGGCACAAGAUUGAGAGAAGGUAGCCACAUAAAUCGCAGUUUACUGACCCUUGGAACAGUAAUCAGGAAAUUAAGCAAGGAAAGAAAUGGGCACAUACCUUACAGAGACUCUAAGCUUACUCGCAUUCUGCAUAACUCUUUAGGAGGCAAUGCCAGAACAGCCAUCAUUUGUACAAUUAGUCCUGCCCGCAGCCAGGUUGAGCAAUCAAAAAAUACUCUAUUUUUUGCUGGUUGUGCAAAACAGGUGACUACUAAUGCUCGGGUCAACGUCGUGAUGUCAGACAAGGUUUUGGUAAAGCGACUACAAAAGGAAUUGUCUAGAAUGGAGGAUGAGUUGAAGAGCUUAAAUACCAUCAUACUAAAGGAAAGGGAACUUCAGAUAAAACAGAUGGAUAAGGAAAUUAAAGAAUUGACCCGGCAACGUGAUCUCUUUCAAAAUUUGCUCCAGUCAGUUGGGAAAGAUGGGGCUUUAAGAGUAGGUCAAGAUUGGGCCUCAGAAUGGUCAGGUGUUGCUAAUGAUCCUACUCCAGUUAGAUGCAUCAAUUCUGAGCAUUUUAAUACAACAACAUCCGUUUCGUCUAUUUCUAAUGAGCACCUUUUCAAGCAAUCUGAGAAUUCUGAAGACAACUUUCUCUUGGACGGAUGUCCUCCCACCUUUGUUGGGCCUGAUCCAUGUCAAGGUUGGGAGGAAAUGGAUAGGAGAUCUGAAUCUGAAGAUAACUGCAAGGAAGUGCCACGCAUUGAAAUAAAAGAAGUGGAAACAGAGCACAAAACAGAUAUUAAUAUGUCCAUUCCUGCUUUUGAAGAAAGUGAAAGAAAUAUUGAAAUAAAAGAAGUGGAAACAGAGCACAAAACAGAUAUCAAUAUGUGCAUUCCUGCUUUUGAAGAAAGUGAAAGAAAUUCACCCGUGAUUCAAUUUAAGGAAGUAGAUGAUAAAUCAUCCUCAGGGAACGGUCAUAGUGAUCAAGAUGCUCUUCAGAAAAAAACUGAGGACAUUAAAAGGACCAAGGACCAUUUUGUGGACCUCUCAGAAAAAUAUAAUGACACAUUUGAAUCCAAAUCUAGUUGCUUGGCUGCCAUGUCUCCUCAAGUAGGUAAGGUUGAUCAGGAAGAUUCACCACAUUCUCAAUUCGGUAUGUUGGAGCAGAAUGUGUCAACUCCUUCGUUUAAUGAGCUAGACCAGGAAUCCACAUCACCUCUUCAGUAUGAACAGGAGGAGCUUAAUAUUGAAUCGUCUCCUGAACUUGAUGAUGUGGACCAAGUAUCAUUCAAAUCAUCAGCUGGUGUUGAAAAGGAUUAUUCUCUUCAGUCUGAUCAGGAAUCCACACCACCUCUUCAGUCUGAUCAGGAAUCCACAUCACCUCCUCAGUCUUAUCAGGAAGGGCUUAAAACUGUUUCAGCUCCUGAAUUUGAUGAUCUGGAACAAGUAUCAUUCAAAUCACCGGCUGGUGUUGAAAAGGAAUAUUCUACUAAUUUGGAAUGCUUUCCUGAGAAGCUAUUCGAACCGAAGUUACGCACUAAAAGAAAAAAAUCUUCUCUAAUUCACAAGAUGAAUGCUUCAGGGGAAGAUGCAGAAUCUGUUAUGGAUUCUGAUACAGAGGAAACUGCCAGCAUCCUCAACUUUGAAGCAUCAAUGAACGAAAGUAAGCCAAAACCAGUGGACAUGGACAUUAAUAAUCUUAUGGUACCUGUGAGCACGCCUGGGAUCAAUAAAAAUGAGAACAGAGUAAAAGGUUUCAGUUUCCCCGGAGUUUGGGGGGAUUUAAUACCCUCUAAAUUUGAAAUGCAGCAGAAAGAUAUAAUCGACCUUUGGGAUACAUGCAAUGUGCCACUUGUACAUAGGUCCUAUUUUUUCCUUCUCAUCCAAGGUGAACUUUCGAAUUCUGUGUACUUGAAUGUAGAGCUCAGACGUUUGUCCUUUUUAAAGGACGCUUUUUCAAGCGGACAUUAUAUUACAGGAGAAGAAGGUCUUGACGUCACACCUAAUUCAAGCCUCGCAUCUCUGACUCGUGAGAGGAAAAUGCUCAGUAAGCAAGUGCAUAAGAAGUUUUCAAGGAAGGCAAAAGAGGAACUAUAUCUGAAGUGGGGUAUUGAUUUGAAGACUAAGGACAGAAGUACACAGUUGGCAUGGCUUGUAUGGACAGAUACAAGAGAUUUGAACCAUGUAAGAGAAAGCGCUGCACUUGUUGGGAAGCUGGUUGGUUUUAUUAACACCGGCGAGGCCUCAAAGAAAACUUUUGGACUUGGCUUCUUAAUGCGACGUAAAAGCGGGGAAUCCCCUGAUUGGAAGGAUACAAUGUCCUCUCUUUAA
Messenger RNA from Lathyrus sativus (Indian pea), 3072 nucleotides. Lineage: Eukaryota; Viridiplantae; Streptophyta; Magnoliopsida; Fabales; Fabaceae. The record is from the annotation of a GenBank genome assembly.